Messenger RNA from Thrips palmi, 1305 nucleotides. RefSeq names its product cuticle protein-like. Bases 17 to 1258 code for a protein of 413 amino acids. The record is from RefSeq and is a predicted model, not a curated record. The transcript has 4 exons. Gene Ontology annotation, cellular component: extracellular matrix. NCBI's taxonomy places the organism in Eukaryota, Metazoa, Arthropoda, Insecta, Thysanoptera, Thripidae.
CGCAGUCAGCAAAGCCAUGGCAUUCAAGCUCGUUAUCUUCGUCGCGUGCGUGGCUGCGGCCAGCGCUGGAGUCAUCCCCGCCGCCCCGGUGGCGUACUCCGCCUACGCCCCCGCGGCCUACGCCGCCGCCCCCGUGGCCCACGCCUACGCCGCCCCCGCUGCGUACGCCGCCCCCGUCGCCUACGCCCACGGCCCCGUUGUCGCUAAGGCCGUCGCCGCCCCCGUCCUGGCCAAGACCGUCGUCGACACCGACUUCGACCCCAACCCCAGCUACAGCUACGCCUACGACAUCCAGGACGCCCUGACCGGCGACUCCAAGGGCCAGCAGGAGACCCGCCAGGGUGACGUCGUCCAGGGCUCCUACUCCGUCGUCGACCCCGACGGCACCCGUCGUACCGUCGAGUACACCGCCGACCCCGUCAACGGAUUCAACGCCGUCGUGCACAAGGAGCCCGCCCACGCCGUCGUCAAGGCCGUUGCCGCCCCCGUCGUCGCCAAGGUCGCCGCCCCCGUCGCCUACGCCGCCCCCGCCGUGCACGCCGCCCCCGUGGCCUACGCCGCCCCCAUCGCCAAGGUGGCCGCCCCCGUCGCCUACGCCCACCCCGCCCCUCUGGGCUACCAGCAGUUUUCAAACAACACUCCUCCAGCCAUGGCAUUCAAGUUCGUCCUCUUCGCCGCGUGCGUGGCUGUGGCCCGCGCCGGAGUCCUCCCCGCCGCGCCUGUGGCGUACGCCGCCCCCGCGGCCUACGCUCACGCCCCCGUGGCCUACGCCGCCCCCGCUGCGUACGCUCACCCCGCCCCCCUGGCCUACGCCGCCCCCGCUGUCGCUAAGGUCGCCGCCCCCGUCGCCUACGCCCACGCCCCCGCCCCUGUCCUCGCCAAGGCCGCCGUCGCCGUCGACACCGACUUCGACCCCAACCCCAGCUACGCCUACAACUACGACAUCCACGACACCCUGACCGGCGACGCCAAGAGCCAGCAGGAGUCCCGCCAGGGUGACGUCGUCCAGGGCUCCUACUCCCUGGUUGAGCCCGACGGCAGCCGUCGUACCGUCGAGUACACCGCCGACCCCGUCAACGGCUUCAACGCCGUCGUGCACAAGGACGCCCCCGCCGUCGCCGUCAAGGCCGUCGCCGCCCCCGUCGUCGCCAAGGUCGCCGCCCCCGUGGCCUACGCCGCCCCCGCUGCGUACGCCGCCCCCGCGGUCCACGCCGCCCCCGUGGCCUACGCCGCCGCCCCCGCUGUGUACCACCACUAAGUUCCUAUUGCCCCCUAUUUAUUGUACAAAAAAAUAAAAGAAAUGAA